Camellia sinensis is the source of this 1539-nucleotide messenger RNA. Lineage: Eukaryota; Viridiplantae; Streptophyta; Magnoliopsida; Ericales; Theaceae. The record is from RefSeq and is a predicted model, not a curated record.
AUGGUAGUGGAUGCUGAUGGAAUUACGGGAGGAUUGCUUUGUGUAUGGAGGCCUAAGGUGUUUGAUCUGAUUGACUGUUGCAGUAAUCGAAAUUGUAUCAUCCUCUCAGGUAAAAUGCAUCAGGCAAUUGAAUGUGUGGUUGUAAAUGUGUAUGCACCCAAUGAUAGGAGUGUGAGAAGGAAUUUAUGGAAAACUUUGGGAAAUCUAAAGCCUAAGUUUUCCAAACCAUGGUGCAUUGGGGGAGAUUUUAAUGAAGUUAAAUCAGUGGCUGAAAGAAAAGGUUGUAUUAGGAGGGAUGGUGGAAUGAAUGGGUUCAAUGAUUUUAUAAAUACAUUGGAGUUAAUGGAUGUUCCAAUGAUUGGAAAGAAGUAUACGUGGUGUAACUCACAGGGAGGAGAGAGGUGGAGUAGAUUGGAUAGAUUCUUAGUCAACCCUGAAUGGUUAGAAUGGUUUAGUUUCAAAUUGUGGGGGUUGUCUAGAUCAUUAUCUGACCACUGCCCAAUAUUACUAAUGGAGGAUGAGAGGGAUUGGGGGCCUAAACCAUUUAGAUUCCUCAAUGCUUGGGUUCUCCACCCCACAUUCAUGAAUAAGGUAAAAUCAGUUUGGGACAGUACUCAAGUGGAUGGAUGGGCGGGAUACAGACUAAAAGUUAAACUGAAAUCCUUGAAAGAAGCACUGAAAGUAUGGAAUAAUGAAGUGUUUGGGAAUGUUGAGUACAAGCUUAAAGAGGCAGAGCAUGCAAUGCAUGCAUUAGACUUGGCUGCUGAGAAAUCCAGAGUAAACUGGGCUUUAAAAGGAGAUAGGAAUACUAGGUAUUUCCAUAUCAUGGCUACAAAGAGGAUGAGUAGAAACCUGAUGGAUUCCAUCAUCAUCAAGGGUACGUCUUACAACAAACCUAUAGAAAUGAAACAGAAAAUUGCAAGGUCAAUUGAACCUUACCAAGCUGAGUUGAUGGUGAAAGAGUUUUCUGAAUCAGAAAUACGGGCUACCAUUAAGGAGUGUAAUGGGAAUAAAGCCCCUGGACCUGAUGGAUUUAAUUUGAUUUGCAUCCAAAAGGGGUGGAGGAUAAUGAAGGAUGAUAUUCUCAAAUUCAUGGCAGAAUUUCAUGUGAAUGGGAGGUUGGUGAAGGGCUUGAAUGCUUCCUUCGUAUCAUUAAUCCCCAAGAAGGAAAACCCAACAAUAUCUGGACUAAAGAUCAAUUAUCAUAAGAGUGCUAUCAGUGGAGUGGGAAUUGAUGAGGCUACGGUUGCUGAUUUUGCUUCAAGAUUAAAUUGCAUGAGUCAACAACUUCCUUUUAAGUACUUGGGUAUGCCUUUAGGGGUUAAUCGUAAAAGAAAGCAAAUUUGGAAACCUUUGGUGGACAAGUUCAAGGAAAAAUUAGCUGGAUGGAAGAGAAGAGUGCUCUCAUUUGCUAGUAAAGUGACUCUAAUUAAGUCUGUGCUCUCCAACCUGCCAGUUUAUUACAUGGCCUUAUUUAAGAUACCUCAAGGAAUAGCAAAAGAGAUUGAUAAGAUACAAUCAGCAUUUCUUUGGGGGUGA